Molecule: messenger RNA, 2328 nt
Organism: Cucumis sativus (cucumber)
Lineage: Eukaryota; Viridiplantae; Streptophyta; Magnoliopsida; Cucurbitales; Cucurbitaceae
Product: ureide permease 1
Exons: 7
Coding region: 731-1933 (400 amino acids)
Biological process (GO): nitrogen compound transport
Cellular component (GO): membrane
Molecular function (GO): uracil:monoatomic cation symporter activity; allantoin:proton symporter activity
Source: RefSeq, a predicted model, not a curated record
GUUCCAUAUUCUACGGAGUCAUCCUUUGAGAUUCCGUUUUCUAUUUAUUUUCCCCAAAUUUUUGAAAUGUUCCAGUGGUUUUAAUUUGUGUUCUGGUUUGAUUCGUUUUGUGAUUCUCAAACCCAUUGCGAUUUUUUGAGUAUUUUAUUGGCUUUGGAGGUUGUUCCAUGCCUUUUUGUUCUUUUCUUUUCUCCGAUUGAUUGGCUGUUCGUUACUCAUUUCUGGGUAUAGGAUUGGAAUUUCUCUGUUUGUGAGAUGUGACAUUAAACUUGUAAUUCGUUUGAUGGUGUUGUUUAGUUUUCUUGCUUUCGUCUUUAAGAUCGUAUAAGAGUCUAGAUUCUGCUUUCAAAUCCAUGCAAUAUCAGUUUUUUUCUUAAUUAAUGUUGACUUCCACUUGUUGAAUAUUCUCACACACGGGAGAGGCGAGUGUUCGAGUAUUGAUAUAAUCGAGUUAUGAUUUCACCUGUAACUUGGUUUUCGAAGGGGGCUUCAGAUUGUUGAAAUCUUUGGGUUUUGUGAGUCUUUUGGGUUUCCUUCCGUUUGGAUAGUUCUUGUUGCUACCAUUGUUUUGGUGAUCUAGGUACUUGAUCUUACAUGUUUUCUCAUUGGCGGGAAAUAACGAGACUAAUUCUGUGAUUCAUAUCACCAUUCUCUGCAGGAUUUCUUUGCCGUUUCACAAGUUAUUGACUAUAUAGUUAGAGUGGAUUAAUAUUCUUGGAGGCUUUGAAACAUGUAUGUGUUGGAGAGCAAAGGUGGGGCUAUAGCAUGUAUGCUGUUAGCGCUUUUCUUUUUGGGAACAUGGCCUGCACUCUUGACUCUCCUAGAACGGCGGGGCCGUCUUCCUCAGCAUACUUACCUCGAUUACUCCAUAACAAAUUUUUUGGCUGCUGUAAUUAUUGCUUUAACGCUUGGUGAGAUUGGAAAGAGCUCAGAUGAUAGUCCGAAUUUUAUUCAACAACUUUAUCAGGAUAACUGGUCUUCUGCCAUGUUUGCAAUGGGGGGUGGUAUAGUUCUGAGUCUAGGAAAUCUCUCUACUCAGUAUGCUUUUGCUUUAGUUGGUUUAUCGGUUACAGAAGUGAUCACUGCAAGUAUAACAGUUGUUAUAGGUACAACCGUGAACUACUUUCUUGACAACAAAAUUAAUAAAGCCGAGAUACUUUUCCCUGGUGUUGCUUGCUUUUUGAUUGCGGUAUGUCUCGGUUCUGCUGUUCAUUCAUCCAACACAGCUGAUAACAAAGCAAAACUGGAUACAUUGUCCACCGAUACAGAAAAAGGGUUAAACACAACUAACGCAGCUUCAUUUUCAAACAAAGACUUGGCAAGGGCCGAUUAUUUUUCACUGAAGGCAAAAGCUGGGACUGCGGACUUUCUUGUUGAACUUGAGAAUAGAAGAUCCAUUAAGGUGUUUGGUAAGAGCGCAUUCGUUGGACUGUUCUUAACUUUCUUUGCUGGUGUUUGCUUUUCUCUCUUCUCUCCAGCAUUCAACUUGGCGACAAAUGAUCAAUGGCACACUCUAAAGGAAGGUGUCCCGCACUUGAAUGUUUAUACCGCGUUUUUCUACUUCUCGGUCUCUUGUUUUUUCUUAGGCGUCAUUCUUAACAUUGCCUUCCUCUACCGCCCUAUACUUAACUUGCCCAAAACAACAUUCAAGGCUUAUGUAAAUGACUGGAAUGGUAGAGGAUGGGCCUUGUUGGCUGGAUUCUUGUGUGGAUUUGGCAAUGGCCUUCAGUUCAUGGGUGGUCAAGCUGCUGGCUAUGCAGCUGCAGAUGCUGUACAGGCACUUCCACUGGUGAGCACAUUUUGGGGAAUUCUUCUAUUUGGAGAAUACCGUAAAUCGUCCAAGAAAACUUAUGUUUUGCUCAUCAGCAUGUUGUUUAUGUUUAUAGUGGCUGUUGGUGUUCUAAUGGCGUCAUCAGGACAUCGAAAGCAAUAAUUGCUGCAAAAUCUCUAAAAAAAAACACACAUUUUCAGCUACUUAGAAGGAAAUGGCAGCUGCUGGAAGUUCUUAACCGUCGUGGAGGGAAAAGUGAAAAAACAAUUAUUGCUUUCGAUGGUUUCGUAAACCGAAAUGAAGGAAUGCAAGAAUAGAACGACCUCAUUGAAUAAUUUUUUUAGUCCCAUGAUAGCGAUGGAGUAGUAGUUUAGUUUGAAUUAGUUAAAUAAAGGUAACACAGUUUGAAAGGUUGAUAGUUUGUUAUUUGUACCACCAUGUUGUAAUAAAGUUAUGGAACCUUAACCUUAUGAACAUUGUACAUACUUCACCCAACGAACGAUUUGUAGAAAAUUUGAUAUUUAUGUUACUGUGAAAUUUAUAUCUUUUAUACCUUA